GUCGUCCAUCUUCUUCACCGAAAGCCAAGUGCAUGAAACGAGCUCUUAGUACAGAAGUUCCCCAUGGAAAUGGUGAUCUCGUAGUGGAUCAUGAAUCCACCGAUGAGACCUCCAUCGCGUACAGCGGCGAUAUGAACUAUGUAGCGAUAUCGAGCAUUAACUUUUUACAACUUCAGCUAUCCGACUUGGAAUCACCAUUAUGCAAGCUACGCACUCAGUGUCUUUUGCAUCUCGCAAGAUGUAUCACUAUGUUGGUGCCGGAACAACAAAAACCUGUGACGGAAUUAUUGGUCAAACGACUCAAGGUUGAACCUGAUAAGGAUUUGAAGUGCAUGAUCAUUCUUUUGCUGGAAAAGUUUUCUCAAAGACCGAAUAUCAACGCUUUACUCUUGCUAAAAUGCUUUACCGAUGAGCUUCAGUGCGAAUCGAUAAAAGUGCGAUUCCAGUUAUACAACGCCAUCCACAAGAUCUUCAAGGUAACUUUUUUCCUGACAACAAGGAUACAUAGAUACUAAACAAUACGGACGCGCCAUAUCUCAGUUUCGACGAGUAUGGCGCGAUAAGAGCAGUCAUGACAUCCUAUUUACGAUUUAUGAUCGAAUCAUCAAAGACCUGUCUGAUCCACACUUCCGUCUACGAGCGACAUGUAUACGGCUUCUUUCGCUGUAUCCUUUUGUGCUGCAUUCUGACAUGCGAACUUCGAUCGACUUACCCAAAGCCAGAGCAAAGAAAAUUAACCAGAUUGAAAUUCAGAGAUUGAUCAGUACCUUCGUACUCGAUAGUGAUCCUCAUGUUAGAAAAGUAAGCCUCACAGCUCUAUAAUGUACCCACUUUUGGUGUAAUGACAAUAG
Molecule: messenger RNA, 851 nt
Organism: Radiomyces spectabilis
Lineage: Eukaryota; Fungi; Mucoromycota; Mucoromycetes; Mucorales; Radiomycetaceae
Exons: 6
Coding region: 33-515 (160 amino acids)
Source: RefSeq, a predicted model, not a curated record